AUGGAUCCCAUUCACACAGCAGCUCCGCACAGUCCCGUGCCGUGGCCUGAGCAGUGAACAAAUACACUUUUGGCUUUUAGAGUACUUUGGGUGCCACAACAUGUGUCUAGUUGUGCAUCGCUAAUCAAGUGUCCGCCGUGCGCGCGCCAUACCUUUCCAGCGGGAGAUGGACGAGGAGGUCAUCCGGCGGAUGGUGGCCAGCUUCUCCCGGCAGGAUCUGGCCCGGCAACGGCCGGGAUCGGCGAUGCUGGCGGAGGCCAAGGAGCCGGUGAAUUACAAUGUGGUGGAUCUGGUUUGUGAAGUGAUUACCGAUCUGGAGAUUCGCGGAGAGGAUGGGGAUAGUGUGGAGCGGCAGGAGAGGAAGCAGGAUGUGGAUAUACAGGAGCUGACGGAGAUUCUCUAUAGUCCAGAUUUUCAGGCCUUGAUGGAAAGCCACGAUAUGGUAGCCAAUAAAACCUUUGAGCCGGCGUUCAUGGAGAAUUUGGCGGAGUCGUUCGAGCAGGAAGUGUGUCCGUUCCCCGGACCGGAUUCCGUGGAGAGUGUGGUGUACGACGGAGCACUGAUGAAUAUCAACGGAACACCGACUAGCUCCAUGCCGGCCAGUACCCCCAUGUUCGAGAUCAGUGGCGAGGAUUCGGCGGUCAAGGUGGUGGGAAUACGGCGUGGUCGCAACUCUAACCUGCAAGGCAUGACGGUCCGUGUGGACGACAACCAGUUGGUCGUGGCCCGCAUUUUAGUUGGCAGCCCGGUAGAUAAACAAGGUCUCUUACACGUGGGUGACAUCAUCAAAGAAGUCAACGGGCAUCCGGUGCAGUCGUGCGAAGCCUUCCAGCAGGCCGUCCUGGCGCAGACCGACACGGUAAUCAUCCGCAUUAUCCCGGCCCUGCACUUACAUCCGGCCACGACAACGGCUUCCGGUCAAAUACAGCCUACCUACCUCAAGGCCUACUUUAACUACGAGCCAAGCAGUGAUCCGCUGCUGCCAGCCGCUGAAGCGCUGGGUUUACCAUUUGGCAAGGGAGAUAUAUUGGAGAUUUUGAAUGUGGACGAGGAAGCGUUUUGGCAGGCUCGCCAUCUGAACGAUACCGGCUCGGCCAAACUGAUCCCCUCACCGGCAAUGCAGGAGCAACGCAACGCCGCAUCCCGCGCCCAACCCCGGCAUUGCUGGCCGCGCCUGCGUAAUCCGUUUCGUAUGCUGCGCAAGCACCGCAUCCUGUACGGCGACCGGCCCAACUGGAUAGAGAUCGAUCGGCAUGAGCUGCUGCCGUACGAGGAAGUGAUGCGCCUCCCGGCAUUCCAGCGCAAGACGCUCGUGCUAAUUGGCCCAUUGGGUAACGCGCGCCGGCAGUUGUUGUCCAGAAUGCUCAAAACCUUUCCUGAUCGCUAUGGAUAUCCCAUUCCACGUACAUCGCGGCCGUCGCGACCAAACGAAAUCAACGGUCGGCAGUAUUAUUUCUGCACAGUGGAGGAGAUGAAGCGCGACAUUGGCGCCAAUCAGUACGCCGAAUUCGGCAUGUACAACGGGCAUUACUACGGUACCAAACUGGACUCCAUCCGACUGAUUAUCCUCAACGGAAAGACGUGCAUCCUGGAUUGUGGACCACAGUGCCUUAAACUCUUACGCAACAAAGAGUUUCUUCCCUAUGUCGUCUUCGUAACCCAUGCGGAUUUUGCUGAACCGGUCGGCCACCGGGAUGAUAUCGCCAAUGGCACACUGGCCAGAACGCCGCGCAGACAAAGCCGUAGCUUAACAAUCGAUAACCUAAAAUCCCAUGUCAAUUCACAGAACCAUGUAACGGAGAAUCUGGAUCUGGAGGAUGAAGCCAAGCUCCUGCUGGACACCUACGAACCGCUCGUGGAUUUGAUAUUAGACCAAGAAGAUUUGGAAAGUGCUUUUGAGCAGCUGCUGCGCGGAUUAACUGCCGCCGAGCUAGAAGAUCAAUGGGUCCCGGUGUCGUGGAUUUACUAGACAACCAAAUUAUUGUUAAUAGCGUAAUUAUUUGUAUGAAGAUUGUAACCGAUUACUGCUGAUGGCGUUAGUCUUCUAAUCGAUCUGUGCCAUGUACUCAAGAGCCGAGUGUACAACACGAUGAUACGAAACAAUAUAGAAUUAUUAUCCA
Messenger RNA from Paramacrobiotus metropolitanus, 2120 nucleotides. RefSeq names its product protein PALS2-like. The record is from RefSeq and is a predicted model, not a curated record. NCBI's taxonomy places the organism in Eukaryota, Metazoa, Tardigrada, Eutardigrada, Parachela, Macrobiotidae. The transcript is spliced from 10 exons. Bases 167 to 1969 code for a protein of 600 amino acids. Gene Ontology annotation, molecular function: protein binding. Gene Ontology annotation, cellular component: cell-cell junction; plasma membrane.